This is a messenger RNA of Paramuricea clavata, 10831 nucleotides long. The record is from the annotation of a GenBank genome assembly. NCBI's taxonomy places the organism in Eukaryota, Metazoa, Cnidaria, Anthozoa, Malacalcyonacea, Plexauridae.
AGGCUCCAUUAGAUAUCAAAUUGGAUGAUGGGAACAGAAACAAAUAAAGCUGAAGAAUGCAAAUUUGGACCAUAUACUGCACCUAAUUAUGGUAUGCAUUUAAAUCUGAUAAAUUUAACUUAAGUUGUUUUGUUCUCUGUUUUGUAGCUGGAAAUUUCUAGACAUGUAAAUUUUAUGCACUUAAUAUUAGACCUAACCCGGAGCAGUUGAAAAAAUGCAACUAUAGGCCCUGUGUUGAAUGCAGUAAAUGUAUAAAUUGAAAUUUCUGUCUACAGAACCCUUCGACAAUAGGUUCUAUCGAGUGAGAUACCCCAAAUCCUGAUAUUCUCGCUAUUUUGGUCUUAAUUUAAAACGUACAUGACACAAUCUUUAUUAGUCAGUUUACAAAGAGGAGUUUGUAUUGUGUAACCCAUUCAACAGAGCUUUCAGAAAUAAUAGAGUAGGUGGCUACUGGCUGUGUUAACAAAGUAGGCAGCUAUGGGGAGGGCGGUCCAGGGAGCCUUAAAGUCAUCCAAAUUAACUAGUGUAUAGUGAUUAGAUACCAACACAACUGAGCUCUGUAACCAAAUUAUAAUAUGUCACCACUAAUCAUUCUUCAACAAGAUAACUUCAAGAUUUAGGAUGGCAAAUAACUAAGUCAGUUUUGCGAAAUAGUAUACGUCCUCUUCUAAAAUAAUAACGCUAUAAAGUGGCCCAAUCUUGAGGAAAAAUAACUUUGUUUGAAAGCUUAGAGUGGAGGAAGGAGAGCAGAAUUGAUACUUCAAGUAUUAAACAAAGUAACCGACGGUGAACCUCGUGGCACCCGCUGGAGCACCGGCGGCCGGCGGCUUAUUUUCAUUGAAAGCUCUGAUUGAGUGGCAGCACUCUCCCCUUGAUGAGUAAAAUCGUCUGGCGUUAGACAGUAAAAUAAUAAAGUAGGGCACAUCAAAGUGCAUUGCCACUGAAAGGGUUAGGAAGAUGCAUGGACGGAUAGUCUGAUUAACCCACUGAGUGGCAGCACUCUCCCCUUGACGAGUAAAAUCAUCUAGUGUUAAACUGAGUAAUUAAUGAUAAAAUAGGGCACAUCACAGGGCGCAUUCCCACUUAAAGGGUUAACAUACUGAGAUCUGUACAGAGGCAUUUGCUUUGAAUUAAUUUAUAUUUGGUAAUAUUUAGAUUUUGAAAGAACUUUGCAUUGGCUGCCUGGAGACAGACACUACUUACAAGGCUCUCACCAAGGUAAAUUUAGGAUGUUAUAUUUAGUGCAAGACUCUCCCCUUGAUGAGUAAAAUCGUCCGGCAUUAGACAGAGUAAUAUAAUAAGGUAGGCGCAUUUGGACACGUUGCUGCUUAACGGGUUAAUCGUAACCAGGGCUGUUCAAGGGGGCAAGGGGGGGGGGGCACCCCAAAAUGAAGAAGGGAGAUGUAAUAAAAUAAAUAUUAAUAAAUGGUUGUAGAUAAUACAAUUAAUUGCAUAGUUCAAAAACAUAUAUAGGUCAGUGGCACAAGUUUGUUGCAAAUAGCAAGAAAAGUUACCUAUGAUGACGUUAUUGACUCAUUUGCAUUUAAAGGCGCACGUAAAGUACACCUUUAACUUGUUCAAAUCUAAUUCACUUGUAAGAAUUUGUAAAUAGUAUUUUACACCUUUGUACGAUACUGUAGCUACUGUACACUAAAUAAAAAAGGGAGAAAACUGUGCCCAUGGGGAAGGGGCACCCAGGUUGAUUUUUUCCCUGGGCCCCCAAAUUUCUCUGAAUGGCCUUGGUCAUGGCACAUUUUCAUUAACUGACAUGGUAAACAAACAAAGCAAAAAGAUUUGAAAUACAAACGAAAUUAUACAACUAGUUUCAUAAUAUUCUGACACUGCAUAGACGAACGAAAAAUUCGUUGGCUCGAGCGGGAUUUGAACUCGCAUCUUCGGGUAUCUAGACCGCCGCUCUACCCAUUUAGCUAUCUAGUCAACAGGGAUUGGUAGCGAGUAUUAUCUGAUUUAAGUGCACGAAAUAUUUUCGUGACAACUUAAAGCUCGUCUUGCGAGUUCAAAUUCCGCUCGAGCCAACGAAUUUUUCGUUCGUCUAUGCAGUGUCAGAAUAUUAUGAAACUAGUUUUUCAUCUCUGAGGAUGGUUCUGAAAUACACAACUAGUAACGGAGCAUAUCUAAGCUUCUAGCAAUCAAGUGCUUGGAAUCAUAUGUUGUCUAUUAAUAUGUUGCAUGCAGUCUUUAAUAUUACAAUAGGUAUGAGAGCUAUGAUUUUGGAAAUCUCGCGGAAUGUUAAAGUCGGUUCCGGCCGGAACUGAGAAUAUCGGUUCUGGUGCAUCCCUAUUGUUAUGGCCUUUACAAGAUUUCGUCUGUCUUGUAUUUCAACUAUCAUGCAGUAAUUAAACUAGGAGCUACAAAUUCUUACAAAAAUUGUGGGAAAUGCUGUAAAAAUUACUGAUUGAAAUAAAGUGCUUGUCCAGCAGUUCUUUUUGACUGCUUGCUUGUACAGUAUAUUAUAGUAUAUUAUUUAGUAGCUGUUCGUAUAGUAUAAUGACUGGAUCAAAAAUCUGGACACAAAAAUCAUCAUUUAUGUACUGUAUUUUUAGAUUUUAUCGACUUAUUCUCACUCGAAGACUACAAAGAUGGAAAUACUGUGAAGGUAAUUGAAGGUCGUUCUUAGCUGGUUUAUGAAUUCCGAGCACAUUUUCUUAUAGUGCCGCAAUAGACAGGAAACAAAAUCUUUGAUUUAUAUUAAAAGCUGCAUGUAGUUGUAAAUGGAAAAAUUUCAGGGGCAGCAACGAACGCAACUGAGGAAGCUAUCAUUGAUGCUGGUUUUAACAGAGCUCGCUAUAUUGUAAGAAAUAAAUGAGUAAGAUAUUAUUGCCCAAAAUGAUCCUGAUAUUUCCCCAUAUACUUUACCAUGGCAUCACCGCAGUAUAUGUACAUGGUGAAUUUGUGGUCAGAGCUCGACAACUGGCCUCUGUAGCUCAGCUGGUUAGAGCGCUGCACCGGAAUCGCUGGGUCGCAGGUUCGAUCCUUGCCAGAGGGCCUAUAGUUGCAUUUUUCGCAACUGUUCCUGGUUAGGUCUAAUAAAUGUAUAAAACUUACACUCGAAAUUUUCAAACACACUAAAUCUAGUGAUGCCCAAAAUAAUCCUAAGAAAUAAAUGCCAUAGUUUUUCUGUCCAUAAACGUAAGGCAUAUGGAAACGGAAUAUUCUUACUUCAAUAUUCAAAAUUCCUACCUGCAUUAUUCGUCUUACUAAAGCAAAUAUACAUUCUAAUUUUGUUUCAAAUUUUCAUAUAUAUUCAUAUUCCUACUCUGAAUGUUCAUAUUCUGUCCUAAAUAUUCCUAACAAAUAUUCAUAUGCAGACUACUUUAAAACGGGUCCAGUAUUCAAUAUUCCACUUUCACCCUCGAAACCUAAAUGUUUAGACUGGCAUGUAAUAAUAGGAAUUGCACCCUGUCCGCCAUAUUGAAUUUAAACGCCCCGGGCGGAGUAUACGGAGUCUGGGACUAGAUUCGACAUAGACUUUUUACGAGCUAUUUCAAACAAAAAGUGAGGGAGGACAUUUUUAUUUCAUUUCCCACACAACAGAUAUACUAAGGGCAAAUAUAUAUAUAUGGUUUUAGAUGGCUACAUAACAUUGAAUAGCAAAAAGAAAAAAAAAUUAAACUAAACACUAAAAUAAAGCAGGCCGGAAACCAACGCAAUUACGUUAACGACGCAUUUGCCACUGGCGCCACAACGCAACCAAUCGAAAAUUGCGUAUUAUGAUUCCACGAUUGAAUACAGAUAGAUAGAUCAAAUCAAAUCAAAUCAAAUUUAUUUCCGUAGGGUAUAACCUCUUCAGUAAUAUAUCACUGGUAUCAAUGAGGGCCCUAGAUAGACAGAUAGAUAGAUAGAUAGAUAGAUAGAUAGAUGAUUUAUUCAGUUUUAAGAGACUUUACAGCUGAUAAUGGCUGAAUUGCGUUAAAACUUUACAAUUAUAAAAAUUUAACAAACCUAAUGAUUAAAAAUAUUUACAAUUACUAACAAUAAAAGAAUUCAUAAACCGAUCAGUUUUGGCCCUUGGAACGUUAAGUUGACUUUUACGUCUCAGUUGGUAUGAACAGUUAUUUUCAGAUGGUAGUAGAGAUCUGAGUUUGUGAGAUUGAUCUCGAGUGAUCUCAUUAAACAACUUGCACGUCAAGAGCUGCCUGCGUUCGAAGAGGCGAGGCAGAUCGCUUUCUUCGAGGGAAUCAGUGUAUAAGGCAUCCAAGGGUAGAUUAUUCUUAGAGCUCUCUUCUGCAGCCUUUCAAUGUCGUCUGAUAGGUACUUGGGUAGCGGUUUGGUUAGUUUGGUUGGUUAGCGAGUUGGUUAGUUAGUUGGGAAUACAGGUUAGGUUUUCUCGGUAUAGUUAUCAUGUUAUAAUAUAAAGCGAUGUGUCUAUACGCGUUGCUGUGAGUUUUUAAACCGGAUGAUUAAAAAUCUGAUUUGCUUUAAUAAUACGGUCAAAAAUAGAUUAAUCUGACUUGUUUUCUUUACUAUCGAGAUGAAAAGAUGUAUACAAACUAUAGAACUGUUUUGAAAAUUGGUGUCGUAUUGUGUCGUAAUACAUUUUCGUCCUAAAAUAUCUUUUGGUGGAAAAAUUCCACUAAAUCCAACGAAAUUCGUGGAAAAAUUGUAUAUCAAAUGUAUAUCCCAGGCUCCUACUCAUUUAAAUUCAAUAGGGCGGCCAGGGUACAAUUCCUACCACAAGUCAGACUAGGCAUAAUUCUUAUCUCGACAGCCAUUGAUCAAUAUGAGGUCAAAACUGUUCCCUAGUAGCUGUUUCAAAUUUGGAAUUCAGUGACAACAUUUUAAACAUCUAUUUGGUGCUAUUCAGUUACCCAGGGAAGAGUGGGGUAGACCAAUGGGGUGGACACACUCGCGCCGCGAGGACACACUCCCCCGUGGCGACGCCAAUGCCAGGAAUAGAUUUAUAAGCACAUUCACUCAGGUAAAAAAUUGUUCCAAAGUGGCGGACAGCUCAUUAUUUUUAAUCAAAAUAUCUCAAUAAGUAUAAGAGGUUUUCUAUAUGAUUUAGAAGUUCUUUCAAAUGAAACAAACUAAAUUUAUUAAUUGAACCUAAUUCAAUCACAUGAACAAAUUUUCUACGACAAAUGUUUGUGACAAUUUUAUAUAUUAUGUUGCCUGUGUUCAAGCCCAAAUAUUGGAGCUUGUCUCUGUGGAUAGUCCCUGCCAUUGGUUCAAUGCAACUAUUUUCUCUUUUCAAUUUGUUGUAAAUAUACUGGCGAAACUUGUAAAUUAAAUUUGAAAAAAAUCAAAUAAAAAUUAAUUUGUGGCAAAUUGUCCAUGACCGAAAGCAGCCAAAGUGGCUGUGUACAUGAAACAAACGUCGAAGAAAAUUUGCUCGUACAGAAAGGGCUUUUGUAAGGACAAAAAAUGGUUUAAAAUUUAAAAAUAUGUUUGUUUAGCAGUCGGACCCAACCGAGUUGAUUGAAACUGCAAAACGGACUUUGGCAAAAGGAGAAUUGGAGAUCGCUGAAAAUUACUUGAUUAAGACCAUGCGCACAGUUAUGUUGGACAACUCACAUAAAAGAAAUCCAGAGGCGUAUCGCUACUUAGCUGAAGUCCUAGAGAGGAAAGCCCAAGACAUGAAUUUAGAUUUGUUGCAGAGACAACUGUAUCUGCUUCAGGCUGCAGCAUUGUAUAACUUUGUGUGCAGCUAUCUGAAAACAGAGGACGUGGAGGGCGAAUUGUCCAAAAACCUAUCGAAAAUCGUCUCUCGUAAGCUAGUUGAUAUCCAAGACAACAUGGUUGCAAUGGUUGGAGGAAAUCCUCUUUACUGCAAAUUUGAUCCAGAGCUUAAAAAAAAUGAGCUGAAAAAUUUAAGGAAUGAAGUAGAAAAGUCGUUGGAGUCCAUGGAGUGCCGUAGAUCGUCUAAGAACCAAGACCCCUUAAACAAAUGUGAUGUGCGACAGAUGCCGAAAGAUGAAAUUGAGGAGAUAAAAGGACUAUCUGAUACAAUUUCGAUUAGAAUGAAGCAAUUCUUGGCAGGGAUAAUUAACGAAUGUUUAGAAUUACUUGGAACACCACCUUGUGAUUAUGACGUUAUUGUUCUUGGGUCUUUAGCAAGAAAUGAAAUGACGCCAUACUCGGAUUUCGAAUGGGCUAUUCUCACAAACUCAGAAGAGGAAAAAUGUAAAGUUUUCUUCCGAAAUUUAACAAACCUGGUUCAUUUGCAGGUAGGCCUAGUUUUUGUAGUCGAAUAAUUUUCAGUAGUCUUAUGUUUCUAUCAUAUUAAGUUUAUCAAUUUUUUUCGUGUGUACGGUCGCCAAGGAAAACUUAACAAGUGUACAAGAAAUACUUGCACGGUUUUGGCAAACAACAGUCGGCCUUGACGUGAAAUAAAUGUUUAACAAUAUUCCGUGCAUACAAGCAACAAAACUUGUCAAGGAAAACUUGUUUACCGUACACACGUAAAGGUAAACUGGUCAAGGAAAACUUGUUGACCGUACACACGAGAAGGUAAACUUGUCAAGGAAAACUUGUUGAAUAAGCACAUGAGGUAAAGAAGACAUUUAGCGAUGAAAAACACGGGUGAAGUGAAGAGUGAGAGAAGAGGGAACAAAAAUAAGUGGGAAAGAAUCCAGGGUAGGAAUCAUACCAAAGCAGUGAAUAUAUUUGAGCAAUCUUUACCUUAUUUUAGAUUAUCAACCUUGGAGAAACCAUUUUACCUGGUAUGAAUAUUGAAGCAAUUAAUAAGGGAUGGUUUUUUGAUGACAUAACGGCAAGAGGAGUUUCGUUUGAUGGGUUUCUUCCACAAGCGUGCAAGACGCCUUUAGGAAAUAUGCCUUUAGGAAAUAUGCCGAAAUAUGAGCUGAUUCAUACACCAGAGAAAAUGGCAGAUUUCCAGAGCAACGAUUGGUAUCGCAAGAAUUGGAAAUUAGGAGACACCUUGUUGACCGUUUCCCCUCUGCAACCGGAUAAACAUAUAUUGGUUGAUGCUUAUCGAAAGGAGGUGGCUAAAAUCAUGUCUUGUCCUUGUGAUUCAGAAUGUUGUGAACAUGAUGCUUCGUGUGGUACUUGGCCUACCCGGGGAUCCUGCCGAGGGCUGAACACUCUUCGCAAAGAUGUGUCUUGUUAUGGAGAUGUGAUGACUGGCAACAACGACUUGGACGAUGGGAAAUUUUAUGAUGUCAAAAAGGAAAUUUAUCGUUUAACAGACCGUGUAUUUGCUGCACUGGCGAAAUGUUAUGAAUUUGAUGCAAACGGAACUUUUGCCAUUCUUGACGAACUGUACAAAAGGGAAAUAAUUUCGUCGGAAGCAAGAGAUAACUUGGCAAGUGCUUCGGCCAUUGCAAUUAAACUAAGAAUAAGUACUUAUCUUAAAGCUGGAAAACAAGGAGAACAACUGAAGGAGAGUUCAAACGAAGAAACGGGAAAGUUGACAUCUCUUUAUUGUAUGCCGAACAAUGAAGAACUGUUUCAGUUUUUCUUUAUUGCCAUUCCUUUGUAUGAAGAGUUACGAAAGUUCAAGGCAGCCGGAAACGUACUGCUGUCGCUUACACACAAUCCAUUCUUUGACGAUUCUGAUGUCACGAUGGGUCAUGUAUAUUGUCGCUUGUUAAACUACGACGACGCUCUGAAAUGCUACGAUCGUGCCCUUCAACAGGAUCCAGAAAAUCUGAGUAUUGAAAUCCGUCGAAUAAGUGCUGCACUUUGUAUUACAAAGGGCACAGAAGAGACGGAUAAGAUUCGAGAAAAUUUGGAGACCUUGUUGAAGAAAAUAGACCAAAGCUGGACCGAGCCGCAUCAGGAAACCGCACCAUUUGCCAAUCGCUUGGACUUGGAGGAAAGUCGGCAGUUGCUAGAAGUAUUGCUUUCGGUUUCUUCGUUUUGUGAUUGUCCCGAAUAUUUUGUAUUGGCAGAAAAGAUUUUUUCAGCGGUAGAGGGAAACAAACACAGUGCUGCAAGAGAACUGCUCAUGAUGAAAUUUGCGUUUAUAAAACAUAUUCCGGCGAAUAUAGUUCAGCAAUACAGUAUUGACGCCAUAACUUCAGAAUUGACAUCUUCGAUUGAUGAAGAAGGCGUGAGCACCAAGAGUAUUGUGUGGUUAAAUAUGCUGGGCGAGUUUUUGUAUAAUCAGGGUAAAACCGACAAAGCCUAUCGUUGUUUUCAAAGAGCACUGAGCAUGGAACACCACCUCUACGGGACCAAACCAAACGUAAAAAUGAUGACAUCGUUAUAUUUUCUUGGGACGACCUCAAAGGACUUAUUCAUGUGUAGAGAAAGCAAAUUUUACUUCGAGUCGUUGGUGCAACUGUUUGAAUCAUUUGGCGGACUUGCCUCUAAAUUAAUGGUUAAGAAAGCUUAUUUGCAGUUGGCGUGGUUGGGCGACGUAAUGGAAUAUUCUACAGAGGAAGCUCAGUGCUACCUCGAGAAAGGUUUAAAGACAACCACGGGGAGCCGAAAUGACACAGAAUUAAAAUUAGAUUGUGCCCUUUACUGCAAGUUAGCAACUACAUUCCAUGCUAAACACAACCAAGAACAAGCUUGGAAGUCUGCUUUGGAUGGGAAAGCCUGUCUUCUUGGAAUAGAAGACAGAGUAACGAUGAUUUGUCGACUCGCUGGGACCUUGGCUGAAAUCAACAAAACAAACGAAGGAAUUUUAAUAUUGAAGGAAGAAAUUAGUCAAAAACUCACUUCCCAGUCUCAGAUGGAAGAAAAGGUCGUGUGUCUUAUGAAGCUCGGUAAACUUUGUGUAGAGCAAGGUUUGGCAUCAGAUGCUGAGAAUUAUUACAAACAAGCGCUAAAGAUUCUGGUUGAUAUGCAGAAUGAUGAAUGUAAUUUUGUUAUCUCGGAGUGCCGUAUUGGCAUUUCAAAAGCCAUCAUGAUGGAUAACAGGGUAUCUGAAGCAAGAACAGUUUUGGAUGAAGCUUUCAUUGCAGCCAAAACUUUGCCUGCGAGUUUCAAAAAAUAUUAUUUUCUUUGGGAAAUUGGAAAAUUGUGUGAAAAACUUGGUGAUAUCAGUCUUGCUCGACAAUGCUUUAAUAAAGCCUUAUGGACGUGCAAGGAGGAAUCAAACGUCGACAAGAAACUCCCGAUGUGGGAGUUCAGCUUGGAGAUGAAGCUUGGAGAUUUGGCAAAAAAGGCUCGGCAAAGUCAUUACGACCGCGCGGCUGAAAUAUUAUGGCAACAUGUUGCAACCGGACAAGCUGACUCGUUGACUGUUCUCCUUUUUUUAUUUUGGGUUGGAAAGUACACGUAUGUAGACUUAUAUGAGACGAUAAGACUUUUGUUCGAAACUUUAAAAGUUAGCGAAAAAGUAUACGGAACAAAUGAAUCCAAUGAGAUGGUCACGAAGAUACUUGGACACCUAUCGGACACGUAUUUCAUGACAGGAGAUAUACAAGCCUCUAUAAAGUAUAGAGAGCUUCUGAUAAACAUGGAGAUGGAUCUGCAUUUAUCAAACCCAUUUCAUGAACAUAUAUCCCAGAAUUUGAUGAUGUUGGCCUUUUUUUUCUUGGAAACUCCCGGCGGUAUUGAAACUGUCGAACGUGCUUACAAAUUCCUUUUAUCUGCUCAGAAGGACCGGGCGUCAACACACGGUACUGCAAAAGCAAACGCUGCCAGAUGUUUCACUCCUCUGGGCAUAUUAUUCUAUACUUUAGGUGACCUGGAAAAAGCCGAGACUUCGAACGAAAUAGCGAGUCAGUUAUUUAGCGAAAUUCACGAAAGUGUUGAAAGAGAAAAACUGCCGUGCAAAACAAUGUGCGACAUGAUGAAAAAAAUAUUACCAUCGAAGGAUAUAUCACCGUUACAUACGAAAAAACUUUCCGAAUAUAUUGCAGGAUUAUUUCCUACUAUUUGUAAUAUUAAACACAACCGGGACCAAAUGUUGUCAAAUCGCUUUAAUCUCGCUGUUGCACUCGGAUUAUUUCCUGAUGAUUCACUCAAUCCAGAAUCAUCCAGCUUGGGGGUAAUUAACUUAAAACGACACUUUCAGUUAGAUGCUCUCGAGAAGAAGACUGGAAAUGUCAAUCAGGCACCAAAAAUACAAACGUCUCUUCUAGCUCAAGAUUUAUCUCUUUAUCAAAGCUGUCCCUUUGGUUAUGUUGAAAAGUUAAUCAGCGAUGCGAUCAAAGCCAAGGAAGACAAUAGCCCUGGUGGUGGUAUUGGAUCUUUAGCUCUUGCUUUACAGCUGCAAUCUAACUGGAGACAGAAAACUAAAAUUCUUAAAUUGCGUGGAGAAUGUUAUUUAUCCCGGGGAGAUUUCCGAACCGCUGCGAUUUAUUUCACUGAAGCCGUUAGCGUUUAUGACGGUGAGACAGUAGACAAUCGUGAUGACCUGUGUGAAUAUUCAGAAGUGUUGAUUGGUUUAAUAAAAAGCGAGAUGCUGUGCCAGAAUAUAGCGGCUGCAUGGCUGAAAUGUCAAGAGGCGAUGAAACUGGUGUCUGAUUAUGAACACAGAGAAUCCGUACAUCUGCAAGCAGUAGAGGUGUUUUACCUUGGAGCAAAAUGCAUGGAUAUUUUGUCAGAAAGUGAAGAAAAUAAAGAUGAUAAGCUUGCCCAAGCUUGCUUGUUGUGUCAACAAGCUCUUGCCUUCAUCAAGAACGUUGAUCACACAAGGAACACCAGUGAGUUGGUGGAAGAACUUGGAAGCUCAAAGCGUGGAAAAUUGUUUGCCUUGAAAUGUGAAGUGCAGCUGUUGUUGGCGGCCAGUUUCCUAAAGUUACAUAAAAAAGAGGAAGCAAAAAGAAUUUUGAAAGAGAUGGAGGAAUUAUUGAUAAAUAUUGCCGCCGACUUUGAAUCUCUUGCUGCAAAUUCUAUGCCUGGAGGCAAGCCUGGAUCUGUCUCCUACUUUCAUGGAUUGGUCGAGUAUUAG